AUGGCUUCACCUGCUGACAACCUGGAGGCCAAAUCCUCCCACGGUCUAGCUAAGGCUCAUCGCGUCACCGACGAAGUAGACCCCGGUAUGGAACGAAGCCAAGAUCGUGUUGGCCCAACCACUCAGUCGGUUGAGUGUGAGGCGAGCACCGCAAUCCCUGAGACCGUUCAUCAAUUCAUCGACGCUGCCAGUAACGGCUUACCCCAUUGCCAAUCCUUGAUCACCCAGGAAGACCUGCCCCAGACCUACCCGGCAGCCCCAGCCGCUUCCACUUCCACAGUUGCUACCUCCACCACUGCGUCCACCACGACCAUCAUCCCGCGAGACUUCCCCAGAUGCUGGUACUGCUUCAAACACCUACGCAUUUGCGACGGCGCCCGCCCUUGCAGCUCCUGCAUCAAAAACAAGAGGACAUGCCGUGACGUUGACCGGGAGCUACUCGGCCAGUUCCCUGAGCGUGCGAGAGCCUUGGUUGAGGAAGGCUACCUGCGGAAGCCGAGCACUGGCAAGGGCACGAAGCGUGCUGCUGCUACAUCCCAUGGUGAGCAGAAUGUCCAGAAUGUGAAGAAGAGCAAGGUCGCGACGAGCACUAUUACUGUCCAGUCCGCCCUUGAGCUCUUCAAGCAGAAGCAGGCGACAGAGCUCAAGCACUGUUACCGGGUCAUCAAUGAGCUGCUCAGCGACAAGUAUUCCGAUUGCAACGUUCACUUUCUGUACCCUGUUGACCACGUUGCAUUGAACCUUCCGCACUACCGCAGCAUCGUCGAGUUUCCUAUGGAUUUGAGCACGAUGAAAGAGAACAUGGAGGACGGCGAAUACAAGACUGCGAAGGAGUUCAGGGAGGACUCCAAGCGGGUGGUACAUGCCGCCAAGCUGUUCAACCAGGAUGGCUCUGAGGUCUUUGAGGCCGCAAACAAGCUAGAUGAGGUCUUCAAGACUGUCUGGGACGAGACGAAGCAGGAAAAGAAGAAGAAGCCCGAGAAGAAAGAUCCAACGGCAAUGAAGAACAGCGCCUGA
This is a messenger RNA of Diaporthe amygdali, 1017 nucleotides long. Its product is annotated as bdf1 transcription factor. Lineage: Eukaryota; Fungi; Ascomycota; Sordariomycetes; Diaporthales; Diaporthaceae. Gene Ontology annotation, molecular function: zinc ion binding; DNA-binding transcription factor activity, RNA polymerase II-specific. The transcript has 3 exons. The record is from RefSeq and is a predicted model, not a curated record. The coding region runs from base 1 to 1017 and encodes 338 amino acids. Gene Ontology annotation, cellular component: chromatin; nucleus. Gene Ontology annotation, biological process: chromatin remodeling; regulation of DNA-templated transcription.